Molecule: messenger RNA, 2301 nt
Organism: Anthostomella pinea
Lineage: Eukaryota; Fungi; Ascomycota; Sordariomycetes; Xylariales; Xylariaceae
Source: the annotation of a GenBank genome assembly
AUGACCCAGCAGCGAUCUCGGCCUCCUGGCAAACGGACCAUCGCCACCCCGGGUCCACGCAGCUGCCCGGGCACGUACGAGAAGGCGUCAAGAGUGAGCUCGGCGAGCAGAGAUGGCAAGGUCACUGCCCAUGGAGCACUGGUUCGACCUGACAUCGUCGAUGCCUCUACUUCCUCGCCGACGCCGAGCCCUUCUACGGGGCCAUCUGCAAGUGCACAGAUACUGAAUCAGGGUAUGAGCCCUGGUGGUGAAAAUUCGCACCACCCCAUCUUGGGCCCUGGACUUUCCUCUGGUGUUUCCAACUCCUCUCUUCCACACACCAACUCCCACACAGCUGGGAAGAAGGACCAUCAACCAUACCAGCAUCAUCCCCAGACACAUCUGUCUGCAGGCUGCAUGGCUGGCAACAUGGCUGAUGAUCACUUCUACUCAGAUGAGGACUACCUGAGAAUGGAGUACAAAGGAGACUCCGAAAAGGAUGCUAACGAUGCCUUCAACGAGUUCAUCAACUAUCCGGAGACCGAGUCAUCAUCUGGCCCGUAUCACCCCGACAUGGACAAAACCUACGAUCAACAGGACGAAGCUUUUGACCAACUCCAACAACCUACAAACUUGCCCAGCUUCCAGUACGACGGAUCGGCUGACGAACCCCGACAGACAACUGAAUACAAAUCGUGCUCGCUUUUUACAUCCGACCGCGAGCCUGCGCUGCGUCGUGCUGGGCAGCGAGUUACUUUAGGCGAGUAUAUGCAGCGAAUGACCACCCGAGGAAACCAAGGCACCCAGGCAGCUGCAACUUCAACUUCUCUGAGCAACCGAGGAAACCAACGCAACCAGCCAACUGCAACUCCCACUACUCUGGGCAACCGAGGAAGUCAAAGCAACCAAGCAGCUGCAAAUUCGACUUCUCUAACUACCGCGAAUCUACAUAAGGCCACGAUGGCAAUCAACAAGAACACCGGUGCCGGCUUCGUAGUCACCCGCAACAGCCAUGGCCACUCCGUCACGCUCGACCUGAACAAGAUCGCGGCCACCAGCCCUAACAUGGCUGAUGACCUUGCGGACUGGCUCCAGUUGACACAAUGGCACAAUAUUGACUUCAGAAAGCACGAGCUGACCCGCCACCGCCAGUUGCAGGAGAUCGAAGCGGAGGAGGCCAAGAUCGAGGCGAAGAAACAGCAGCUCCUGGCGACUUCAUACAUGUACAAGCCGGUGCACGCCGACACUCAGGUCACACCUCAGAUGCGAGACUCUCAGAUGCGAGACUCUCAUAUGCGAGACGGUCUUCCGGGCCCUGAGGCAUACUACAACUCCCCUACGCCUCAGCAUUGCCCGACCCCCACCCGCAGCAUCUCCAAGCCUGCUGAUGACCAUUGGAACAACGAUGCCGACGGUGGCUUCUAUGGCGCAGACGCACGUGAGAACACCAGCGCUCUUAUGCAAGAUGACGAGUACAGCUACGAUGAUCCCCAGGAGACCAAGCCGAGACCUGGUCGCACGCAGGCCACCCGAUCCGUCCGCGACCGCGACCGCUCUGCCUCACCCCGUCGUUCGCGAGACGAAAGCGUUGACUCCCGCCGAAACUACAGCUACCGUAACCGUGGUGACUGCCGGCGCGACGGAGAACGCCCCGGUCUCUCGCACGCUGCCCAGCGCAGCCUGGCGUCGCGCAUCACUCGCCCUGACGCCUACACCGAGCGCCGCGAGUACCGUGACGAGCGCAGCGGACGCGCCUCGCCCCAGCGACGGGAGCGAGAUGAGCCUCCGAAACGGGACUUUCCGCGCGAGCGUCGCUACCGCGGGUUUGCCAAGAAGAUCGACCUGGGCAACCACCGAGACACCCGAUUCUUUAUCAUGAAGUGCUACAACUUUUGCAACGUCUACGACUCCAUGGAUGAGGGCCUCUGGGCCACGCAGCCCCAGAACGAGGAGAUGCUGAGCAAGGCUUUCACCGAGUGCAAGAAUGUCAUCCUGUUCUUCUCAACCAACAAGUCGCAUGCUUUCCAGGGCUAUGCCCGCAUGACGUCCCUCCCCUCGGUCGCCACGGCGCGCCCGCGCUGGUGGGCCAGCAUCAACUGGAAGAUCUCGGAGCCGUUCGAGGUGGAGUGGCUCAGCAAGAUGGCCGUCGACGAUGUGCACGUGCGCCACAUCGCCAACCCGCUCAACGACGGCCUGUCGGUCACGCGCGGCCGCGACGGCCAGGAGAUCGAUGCCGACGCCGGCCGCGAGCUCGUGUUCCUCAUGAACAACCGCGCCGCGAUCGACAUGAAGGACGGGGAGCGGUUCCGGGCCCGGCGCUAG